Messenger RNA from Acanthochromis polyacanthus (spiny chromis), 8059 nucleotides. RefSeq names its product phospholipid-transporting ATPase ID-like. Gene Ontology annotation, cellular component: plasma membrane. The record is from RefSeq and is a predicted model, not a curated record. Bases 223 to 3855 code for a protein of 1210 amino acids. The transcript has 28 exons. Gene Ontology annotation, molecular function: ATPase-coupled intramembrane lipid carrier activity; ATP binding; magnesium ion binding. Lineage: Eukaryota; Metazoa; Chordata; Actinopteri; Pomacentridae. Gene Ontology annotation, biological process: phospholipid translocation; Golgi organization.
GAAAUAAGAGGAGGGGAGAGCAUGAGAGAGGGAGGGGAAUGGACGAGGAGGGAGUGGGAAGACGGGAGGAAAACAUUAGCCCUCGUUUCUCCUUGUAUUCGGGAGAAUUUCUUGUGUUUGUUCCCCAUAAAAGAAAAGCCGCAGACGAACGCGCACCGCACGAAGCCAGGACGCACGAUCAGUAUGAUGGGCAGAUAGCAGAGGGAGGACGAGGAAAAGAAGAUGUCGUUCUUCGGCCUGAACUGUUUCAGGAAGGAAGAGAGAGAGCUGGAAAGGAAACUCCGAGCCAAUGACCGAGAAUACAACCUCUCCUUUAAGUAUGCGACGAACGCCAUCAAGACCUCCAAGUACAACCUGUUCACCUUCCUACCUCUCAACCUGUUUGAGCAGUUCCAGAGGAUCGCUAACGCCUACUUCCUCUUCCUGCUGGUGCUCCAGGUGAUUCCUCAGAUCUCCUCUCUGUCCUGGUUCACCACCGUCGUGCCUCUGGUCCUCGUGCUGUCGGUCACCGCUGCCAAGGAUGCGACUGACGAUAUCAAUCGCCACCGGAGCGACAAUCAGGUGAACAACCGGAAAGUUCAAGUCCUCAUUGAUAGAAAGUUACGAAGCGAGAAAUGGAUGGACGUCCAGGUAGGAGACAUCAUCAAGCUGGAAAACAACCAGUUUGUCACUGCCGACCUCUUGUUGCUCUCCAGCAGCGAACCACUAAACCUGGUGUACAUCGAGACGGCAGAACUGGACGGAGAGACCAACCUGAAGGUGAGACAGGCUCUUCCGGUAACAGGAGACCUGGGAGAUGAUAUCGAGAAACUGGCAGACUUUAACGGUGAGGUACGAUGUGAACCCCCCAACAACCGACUCGACCGCUUCACGGGAACGCUGGCCUUCUCUGGACAGAAAUAUCCGCUGGACAACGAGAAGAUCCUGCUGCGAGGCUGCACGCUGAGGAACACUGAGUGGUGCUUCGGACUGGUGCUGUUCGGAGGUCCAGAGACAAAACUGAUGCAAAACUGUGGGAAGAGCACGUUCAAGAGGACGAGCAUCGACCGUCUGAUGAACGUUCUGGUCCUCUGUAUCUUUGGUUUCCUGGCCUGCAUGUGCAUCGUCCUGGCGAUAGGAAACUACUUCUGGGAGCUGAACAAGGGCGCCCAGUUCACCGUCUUUCUGUCGACGUCGGACGGAAACAGCGCUGCUUUCUCCGCUUUUCUCACGUUCUGGUCCUACGUCAUCAUCCUCAACACUGUGGUGCCCAUCUCUCUCUAUGUCAGUGUGGAGAUCAUUCGGCUGGGGAACAGCUUCUACAUCGACUGGGACAGGAAGAUGUAUUUCGCUCGUAACGACACCCCCGCCGAGGCUCGGACCACGACGCUGAACGAGGAGCUCGGACAGAUCAAAUACGUGUUCAGCGACAAAACUGGAACCCUCACCCAGAACAUCAUGACCUUCAACAAGUGCUCCAUCAACGGCAAAACCUACGGAGAUGUGUUCGACUACACGGGCCAAAGACUAGAAAUUACUGAUCACACGGAAACGGUGGACUUCUCCUUCAACCCGCUGGCCGACCCUCGCUUCAUGUUCCACGAUCACGCCCUGGUGGAGGCGGUGAAGCUGGAGAACCCGGAGGUCCACGCGUUCUUCAGGCUGCUGGCGCUCUGCCACACCGUCAUGGCCGAGGAGAAGAAGGAAGGUGAACUUUUCUAUCAGGCCCAGUCUCCAGACGAAGGAGCUCUGGUCACAGCAGCCAGAAACUUCGGCUUCGUGUUCCGCUCUCGAACUCCAGACAGCAUCUCCAUCGUGGAAAUGGGAAAACAGCGCAGCUACGAACUGCUGGCCAUCCUGGACUUCAACAACGUCCGCAAGAGGAUGUCCGUCAUCGUGCGGAGUCCAGAGGGGAAACUGUCGCUCUACUGUAAAGGUGCAGAUACGAUCGUCUACGAGAGGCUGCAUCAGUCCUGCAACAAACUGAUGGACGAAACCACAGAACACCUCAAUGAAUUUGCAGGGGAGGGUCUGAGGACUUUGGCUCUGGCCUACAAGGACCUGGACGAGGAAUACUUUGAGCAGUGGAAACAGCGCCACCAUGAGGCCAGCACCACUCUGGACAACAGGGAGGACAAACUGGACCAGCUGUACGAGGAGAUAGAGAAGGAUCUGCUGCUGCUCGGAGCCACGGCCAUAGAGGACAAGUUACAGGACGGAGUUCCUCAGACUAUCGAGCAGCUGUCCAAAGCCGACAUCAAAAUCUGGGUUCUGACUGGCGACAAGCAAGAAACUGCAGAAAACAUCGGUUAUUCCUGCAACUUACUCCGGGAGGAAAUGAAUGAAGUCUUCAUCGUCUCUGGAAACUCACACGAGGACGUCAAACAGGAGCUGAGAAACGCACGGACCUCCAUGAAACCAGACGCAGCAGAGAAUUCAGUGUUUCUGCCAGAAAACGUUUUGGGUAAAAGUGUGAAAACGAUCGCAGACGAGGUGGUUAACGGAGAAUACGGUCUGGUUAUCAACGGACACAGUCUGGCGUACGCUCUGGAGCACAGCAUGGAGCUGGACUUCCUGAAGACGGCCUGCAUGUGUAAAGCGGUGAUCUGCUGCAGGGUGACGCCUCUGCAGAAAGCCCAGGUGGUGGAGCUGGUGAAGAAGUACAAGCAGGCCGUCACUCUGGCCAUCGGAGACGGAGCCAACGACGUCAGUAUGAUCAAAGCGGCUCAUAUAGGUGUUGGGAUCUCUGGACAGGAGGGGACGCAGGCCGUCUUGUCCAGCGACUACUCCUUCGGCCAGUUCCGUUUUCUGCAGCGCCUCCUGCUGGUUCACGGCCGCUGGUCCUACCUGCGCAUGUGCAAAUUCCUGCGUUAUUUCUUCUACAAGAACUUCACCUUCACCUUCAUCCACUUCUGGUUCGCCUUCUUCUGCGGCUUCUCUGCUCAGACGGUGUACGAUGAGUGGUUCAUCACGCUCUACAAUCUGGUGUAUACAGCUCUACCUGUGCUGGGGAUGAGUCUGUUUGAGCAGGAUGUGAACGACGUGUGGAGCUUCCAGCACCCUCAGCUUUACGUUCCCGGUCAGCUCAACCUGUACUUCAGCAAAAAGGCCUUCUUUAAGUGCGCCCUCCACAGCUGCUACAGCUCCCUGGUGCUCUUCUUCAUCCCCUACGCCGCCAUGCACGACACGGUGAGGGACGACGGGAAGGACGUGGCCGACUACCAGUCCUUCGCCCUGCUCACCCAGACGUGUCUGCUGUUCGCCGUCACCAUCCAGCUGGGCUUUGAGAUGACGUACUGGACGGCGGUCAACGGCUUCUUUGUUCUGGGCAGUCUGGCCAUGUACUUCGCCGUCACGUUCACCAUGUACAGUAACGGGAUGUUCCUCAUGCUGCCCUCAGCCUUCCCCUUCAUAGGAACGGCCCGAAACUCUCUGAAACAGCCCAGCGUCUGGCUGACCAUCGUCCUCACCUCCAUCCUGUGUGUCCUUCCUGUGGUCACCUACAGAUUCCUGUUGAUUCAGCUCUGCCCCACCAUCAACGACAAGGUGAUGUUUAAGGUGCGACAGGCCAAAGCUUCGCCGCCUCCUCUUCCUCGACGGACUCGCAUCCGUCGCACCAGCUCCAGACGUUCGGGCUACGCCUUCUCCCACAGUCAGGGCUACGGCGACCUGAUGACAUCGCGUCGGUUCCUACGGCGACCGGCCAUAUCAAGGUCUUCAGGCUUCACUCACGCGGGUCGAACCACCACAGGCUUCAGUCCGAUGGGACGAUCGGCCGGCUACAGCCCGACUGGACGCCCUCAGAACGCUAAAGUCCCGGACGUGGAGGUGACGUCACUGCAGAUGUACAGAACUAUCACAGAUCCUGCUCUCUGACGGGCAGCAGACUGAAUCUAUGUUUGGAGGAAAUCUGGGAGGAACAAGAACAUGCACACCGGAGUUAUUGAAGCUCCCGUUUGAACUUGUUUCCAGAGAACUUUCCAUGAGCUGUCUCUCAUCUGUCCAAUACGAGGUUUGGAAACUUUUGCUCCACAUUCUGACAACCAAAGGGAACUAAAGCAAAAAAAAAAAAAAAAGCUGCUUCUGAUAAGUGGCUUUCUUUGGAUCAUGAGGGUUUGAUGUGAAACAUGCCUCAUGCAGAGCAGCAGGUGAGAGGAUGACGUCUUCAGGAACAGAAACAGGCGAUUCUUGCUCAGUAGGAACCACAGGAGAGGAACAGAAGUGUCAUCGUGUUUACAGGCGACCCAGACUUUGUGAACGCUGGGAGCCCAGAUGCACAGCCGGGCUUAGUGCAGAGGAAACGACCAGCAAAGCCAUGUGGCAGGAAAUCUUUUAAUUUUAUACCUAUGCCAGUCUUUUUUUAAGCAUUUUAUUUUCCUAUCUUGAAAACUGUACAAGCAGUCGGCACUUUGGCAGCAUCGACGGGGAGUGGGAGAAUUUAAAAUCUAGAAAAUGUGGCUCACACUGCUCCCAGAAAAUCUUCUUCACAGGAGCACUGAUUGAAAAAAUUAUCGACCAUUAAAUUAAUUGUUGGCUGGUUUAAAUAGGUUUUAAGGGAAGAAAAUGUCAAAAUUCAAUGGAUAUUUUCUAGUUUACUUCCUCCUCUAUGACAGUAAAGUGAAUAUCUUUGGGUUGUGGACAAAGAAAGACAUUUGAAGACAUUGUUUUAGGCUUUGGAAAACACUUUUGACAUUUUACAGAGCAAACAACUACUUAAAAAAAAUCUAUAAAUUAAUCAAAAAUAUUGAUUAGUAGCGGUCCUAUUCUUCACAGUGCCUUAGCAGCAGAAGAAAAUUGCUUUUACCGCAGGAUUUGAAAGAUAUUUGGACUUUUGUUGUUGCUUAGAGAAUUUUAUGAAACUUUAACGAAUUUGGAAGAAAUAAACAAAUGUUGUUUUUGAUUAAUUUAAAUGAUAAUCAUUGAUGCCACUGUGCAAUGAAACAUACCAUAUACUUUAAGGUUUAUGGUUAUAAUGAAGUGUUUUGAAAAGAAAUAAGCCAUUAAUUACAACAAACUCUCCCAGGUUAAUAUAACCCCCUUUUUUGAGGAUGUAAAUCUUUCUCUGAUAUUAGUUACUCAUUAUCAAAUAGCGUCUGGAUCCCAGUGUGUGGCUUUGGAAGAUAAAUUGCAAGAUAAAUCUGAGGAGCUCACAGAAUGAAAACACAUUUUCCUGCUAGAAGUUUGUUUUUGUUGCCAUGAAAUGCUGAAUAGUUUUUCUUCUCCCAGCUUCUGAAAGCUGAGAUUGAAUCAAACUACUCCCAACAAAGAGACUCAUGCAGCAAAUAAAAAAGAAGCUGUAAACGGUUUCUUCGUGUUAUUAGAACUAAAAUACUGAAGAGACCCCCCCCCCAAAAAAAACAAAAAAAACAAAAACAAAUGAAAAUAUGACCAACUUCUGAGUUAUUUUGCAUAAAAUCUGUCUUUAGAAAAGCCACCACCGUUUAUGUGGACGCUCUGUAAUCCUGUGAGGAGUCAAACUGAGCAGGAUAAUUCAAAAGUCAACAGGUCAUUUUAAGUGCAGAGAGUUAACUUUAUCCAUCCUUCCAGUGAUGUACAGGGUGUCCCCUAAAGCCUAGACACAUAGGCAAAAAUACAUAUUUUCAGGAAAUUACAUUUAUAACAACACUUUAUUCAAUAUAUUAUUUUUUUAAUAUAUUAAAUUUAAUAUAUAUGAAAAUUAAUCAAAUAUAUAUUUAAUAUAUUAGCCAUAUUUAAUGUGUGGAGGCAAAAAAAUCUAGUGAAUAAGAUUUCCUAUGUGUCCAGACUUUAAGGACACCCCAUACAACCAGCAGGACUGUAGGAGGAUACCCAGAAAGGGAUUUUUCACAACCUGGCAACCCAUACGUUUUGCUUUCCAGGGUCUUAUUCUAGAUAUCUCUCUUUAUUGUCCAUUAAAAAACCCAUUAGUUCCAACAAAUAAACUAAUUAUAAAGUACUGCUUUUUGCAAAGUCUUCUCUUGUCCUUUGCAGAGCAGCUUUACAGGAAAAUGAAUUUUCUUUUGAGUUGUUUUUCAAAGGGAGCACCUUAAAGUGGACGUAUCCAGGCUGCAAAAUACAGACAACAUGAUAUUUAUUUCAUGCAUUUCUAUUUUUCUAUCUCGUCAUUGACAUGAAUCGUGUGUAAAAUUAGGCUUUUAUUGAUAAAUGAUUCAUGCGUGAAGGCGAUUAAUCACUAAAUCACUUUAAUUAAGCUGCAUGCAUGCAGUUCUUGCCAUUAUUGGUGAAGUGUGACGGUGCAAUAUCAUAAAUUUCACCCACUUUAGCUCAAAAGAUAAGAAAAAAAGCUAGUUAUCUUUAUGCCAACUAAGAAAUCUAACCCUUUAUGGUGCUGAAAAUCAGGCAGCAGUGACUACUUCUCAGUUUUUUCAUUCUUAGUAUUCAAAUUCUUAUUAAUAGGAGUAAUGAUAUAUUGAAGCUAAAUCAAGUGCUUCUAUCAUAUCUGACCCCGAAAAGUGAAAAAAUAAUAACAUUUCCAAAAACUCAUGGUGUUGUUUUCACAGUGGAUGCAUUAAUAUUCUGUCUAGAUCCCGUUUAGAAGGCAAUUUGCUCAAUCCUGGCACCAGAAUGCGUCUUAAAUGCAGCUUCAGUGAGCAGAUUUUGCCUCUUCCCGAAUGUAUGAUUUUGCCUGCAGCAGAUAUUAAACUGGCAAAGAGGAAAAAUGCACAUUUCCACCUCAUUGAGACUUCUGUCUGAGGUGUUUGCUUUGGGAAAAUCAACCACAUCUGCCUGUGUUUGGGAGGUUCAUCGUGCUGAACACACACUACAGAGCUAACAGGCUAAUGCAUUCAGGCGCACGUUUGGGUUCACAUUUGUGUCCUUGAACGUCUAUUUGAGCAUCUUCAGUGCACAACAGGGCCUUAGAAACACCACUUAGAGCAUUCCUGUAGACUUUCAAUGAUGCAAAUCUUGUUCAUUUUACCUCAUUUCAACAUCUGGUGCAUAAUGUUGUACUUGUAAUGAUUUAAAAUCCCAUGUAUUUGCUUUUAGCUCACUACUGUACCGUAUAUUUGACAAUCAGCGUGGUGGUUGUAAUCGAUCAUUCAGUGGCUCUUUGUCUCCACAUCUUUCACUCUCUAAAGAAAGAAAACACAGAUGAUGCCUUCGUGAUUUAUAUGCAAACUAGAAAUAUAACGAGAAGCAUGAUGUUAAAAAAUGAAGUUUUCUGCAGCUCAGUUUACGAAAGCUAACUUUUUUUUAAAUAUCGCCAAGUGGCAUUUCAAACGUUUUGUAAAUGUUCAUAUGACUGCUGUAGCUUUAAAAAACACUCCUAAGUGGCUUUAUAGUUGCACAGUGAUGAUAUUUAACAUUAUAUUUUUACUUUUCCAUGCCUCAAAUAGGCAACUGAUUGGUUUCCCACCUACUGUUGGCUUGAAAUUGCUUAAAAUGCCUGAAAACGUGUUGAAUCGUAUUUGUAGCUGAACAUCUGAUUGUUGCCCAGAAUUGAAUGUAUUGACUCCUACCUGGUGUUGAACCAAAGAGUUUCUUUUAAGGAUUUGUAAAUUGUUGCUCACCAGACAGAAUUUGAUGCUGGAAGUCGGUGUGGUGAAGCUGGUUUAUACCACUGACUUGAUUAUUUACUGUAAAAUGUUCUUUAUGGAAAAUUUAUGUGUGCAGAAGAAACAUUUACUGCAUGUUUCUGUAAUUGGACUCUGCCCCAAGAGUUUUCUGUUUUUUAUAAUCAAGCUCAGAGCCAAGUGUUUGCAAGAAGGAACAAUCUUAUGCUGCAAAAUUUGGUGAAAAGAGCCUUUAUGUAUCAUCCAACAGAGCUUCAUCUGCAGUAUUAAUGACUGAAUCAAGAGUGGCCACAGUACAUUAAUGUACAGAGGGUUUUUUCCCAGUUUUUCUUUGGUACAUAAAAAAAUAAAUUGCAGCAAUAAAUAUAAAUGUCUAUAUUUAUCUUUAUAUUACACCUGUGCAUCUCUAGCCUUGAAGACUGAAACUGUUGCAGGAUUUUGAACCGUUUCUCAGACAUGACAAAAAAAAUCGAGUGACUUGUAGCACUGCCCUUCUGAUUAUCUUUUUGUAUCAUUUUGUACCUUAAAAACGUUUUUACUGCAAUAAAAAAGGUCUAAAAGAUCAA